AUGCCGUAUGGGACCUCCUUCCCAGACGUCGACAUCCCCAAGGUCGACCUCUGGAGCUUCCUCUUUGAUCGGGGCAGCAAGCCCUUUGCGGAUUCAAAAGGUAAGACCAAGUAUACCGGGACCGUUUUGGUUCGCCUGCUCCUGUCGGCCGCUAACACCCAAACAGAGCUCUUCACAGACGGCGAGACAGGCCGCACACACACCUACGCCUCCCUGAGGCAGCAGUCCGUCGCCUUUGGCCGCGGCCUGCGCGCCCGCUGGGGCUUCCAGCCCCGCGACGUGCUCGGCUUCUACACGCCCAACAACAUCGACGUCCCGCUGCUGACCUGCGGCCUGCUCUGGCUCGGCGCCGUCGCCUCGCCCGCCAACCCGCUCUCCACGCCCAAGGAGCUCGCGCGGCAGCUGCGCGACAGCGGCGCCAAGGGGCUCGUCACGCAGGCCGCGCAGCUGCCCAACGCGCGCAGGGCCGCCGCCGAGGCCGGCAUCCCGGCCGACCGCAUCAUCCUGAUCGGCGACGAGCGGCGCGACCCGGAGGGCAAGGCGGUGCACUUCUCGGAGCUGCUGCUGAGCGGCGGGGACGGCGAGGAGGAGGCGCCGCCGGCGAGGGCGGCGGUCGACCCGGAGAAGGACCUCUCGUUCCUGGUGUACAGCUCCGGGACGACGGGGCUGCAGAAGGGCGUGUGCCUGAGCCACUAUAACAUCGUGGCCAACAUCAUCCAGAUGACCGCCACGGACGGCCAGUACCUGACGCCGUAUGGCGGCACGGACGGCAAGGGAGACAAGAUGCUGGGCGUCACUCCCUUUUUCCAUAUCUAUGGCCUGAGCUGCUGCCUCUUCACCGGCAUCUACCUGGGCUGGCAGCUCGUCGUCAUGGCGCGCUUCGACAUCGAGCGCGCCUGCCAGCUCGUCGAGAAGUACCGCCUGACCUACGCCUACAUCCCGCCGCCCGUCGUCCUCGCCUUCGCCAAGCACCCGGCCGUCGACAAGUACGACCUGACCUCGCUGCGCGUGCUGCACUCGGGCGCCGCCCCGCUGACGGCCGAGCUGACCGAGGCGCUGUGGCAGCGCCUGCGCAUCCCCGUCAAGCAGGGCUACGGCCUGUCCGAGACGUCGCCCGUGACCAACGUCCAGCUGCCCGACGAGUGGGCCAAGUUCAUGGGCUCCGUGGGCAAGCUCGUGCCCAACAUGCAGGCCAAGAUCGUCGACCUCGAGGGCAACGAGGUGCCCGAGGGCCAGGAGGGCGAGUUCUGGGUCAAGGGCCCCAACGUGUUCCUGGGCUACCUGAACCAGCCCGACAAGACGCGCGACACCUUCUCGCCCGACGGCUGGUUCAAGACGGGCGACAUCUUCCGCCGGGACAAGCACGGCAAUUACUACUGCGUCGACCGGCUCAAGGAGCUUAUCAAGUAUAAGGGCUUCCAAGUCGCGCCCGCCGAGCUCGAGGGCCUCCUGCUCGGCCACCCGGACGUCGCCGACGUCGGCGUCAUCGGCGUCCAGGACCCGGAGCAGGCCACCGAGGUGCCGCGCGCCUACGUCGUGCUGUCCCCGGCGGCCGCGGGCAAGGCGGCCGCGGCCUCCGCCGCUGCCGCCGCCCUCGACGCCAAGGCCAAGGAGAUCGCCGAGUGGGCGGCGGGCCACACGGCGCCGCACAAGAAGCUGCGCGGCGGCGUCGUCUUCGUCAAGGAGGUGCCCAAGUCGCCGAGCGGCAAGAUCCUGAGGAGGGAGCUGCGGGACCUGGCCAAGAAGGAGGAGAGGAAGACGGCCGGGGCUAGGCUGUGA
Molecule: messenger RNA, 1779 nt
Organism: Thyridium curvatum
Lineage: Eukaryota; Fungi; Ascomycota; Sordariomycetes; Thyridiales; Thyridiaceae
Exons: 3
Coding region: 1-1779 (592 amino acids)
Biological process (GO): secondary metabolic process
Molecular function (GO): CoA-ligase activity
Source: RefSeq, a predicted model, not a curated record